AUGCUACACAGUUACUUACUGCCGAAUCUGCCUCUGUGUGUAGACCUGGACUCUGUUGGUAGAGCUGCGUACGUUGGAUACGAAGAUGGCAAUCUACAGAUCAUCGACUUUUACAAGGGCUCAUCCCUUGUCCAUCCACUUCACGACCGUAGUCAGCAAUAUACGCCUACACAGUUAUUGGAAGCAGAUGUAUGGACGACUAAAGGAGACCAUAAAUCCUCAGCACUGUGUUUGGCAGUGAGCUACGAUGGAACUUUCAUUCUCUCUGGACACGAAGACGGAAAGAUUCUUUCUUGGGAUAUUUCAAGCGGACGAUACAGACAGAUUGCAGAUUUUGCGGCUCCUGUCACGAACCUAAAGAUGCUACCCCCAAUCGGCUUUCUAAAUUUACCCAAGAAGUCAUUGAAGCUCCACAAUGUUGUCAAGCCAAGAUACGAGAAUGUGACGGAUACGAAUCGCGGGACAACAGGAAUCCCUCAAGACUACAAUAUCUCGGUUCAAUUAUGCACAGACCUGCCGGCCACAAAUGCAACAGAUUACAACAGCUUCUGCGAGGAACUUACCCAGCCAUCUUUCUUACCAGGUCUUCUGCAAGAAUACUUGGCUGAAACAGUCGCUCAAGACGACAGUGGCUUUGGUCAAGAUUCUGAGACAUCUAUAGAGCUCAAGAAACAGAACACAUCGAUAGCUCAGCAGCUUCAAUCGACGAAAGAGAGAAUGAAAGAAUUGGAGCGAGCUAGUUGGAGACGAAAGCAGGAGGAUGAGAUCAAAGCGGCUAGAAAGAAACGACGGCGUCUUAGAGAAAUCAAGAUUGAUGAGGUCAAGAGAAGAAGGCAUAUGGGAGUGCCUAUUGAAGGGAGCGAUGUUGAGAUGGAAGAGGAGGAUGAGGAUGAGGAUGAUGCUAGUUUGAGCAGCGAUACUGAUGAGAUCACUGAUAGCAAUUAA
Molecule: messenger RNA, 945 nt
Organism: Bacidia gigantensis
Lineage: Eukaryota; Fungi; Ascomycota; Lecanoromycetes; Lecanorales; Ramalinaceae
Exons: 1
Coding region: 1-945 (314 amino acids)
Biological process (GO): DNA-templated DNA replication; rRNA processing
Cellular component (GO): nuclear pre-replicative complex
Molecular function (GO): protein binding
Source: RefSeq, a predicted model, not a curated record